CAGUACUCCGUGCGUAUUUUCUUUGUUUAUAUCUGCAUCAGGGCCAUGACAUUGUGACAUUGUGACGCCAUCUCUCUCAGCCUAUAUACAAGUCUCUCUACAAUGCUGCAGUGAAUACUUCAACCCUCCUGUCUUAAAACACAUAAACUUGCGUUAUAGGCAUACGAUGUCAGUGGUCAAUGAUCACAUCUGCCGCUUAGAUGCACAACUUGAUCAAGUUAGGCAACAAAUCAAUGACUCAAACCUUGCUUCUCUAGAUAUUUCUAAGCAUAAACAUGAUGUCGACGCCGCUACAAAACACAUAUCUGACUUAGAAAAUGUCAUCGGUUCUCUUUCUGUAACUUCCAAGUCCGAACCAUUGCUCCCUCCUGAGCAUAUUGUGGGAUUUAUUUCGAAGCUCCCUUGCUCCCUGCUCGAACCACAUGGACUUCUUCCUGAUGGGUCCACUGACAGUGCACUAGAAGAACUUAUGUGGCUGGCAGUCGCGAAGGCGACAGUGCAGACUUUAGGGGUAGUAUUGAAAUCUUUCCUCGGUCAGAGUCUGCUCCUCAGUGAUGAAAUUUUUUAUUGGGACGCCAUACUAGACUCGUAUUGGUACACCUGUGCUUAUACGCUACAAACAUCACCUUUCCGGGUAUGGCGCCGGUUGACCAAAUCUCACCCAAACGUGACUGGAAGCGGCGCCAGAGCAAGACCUCCCUCGCCGGUCUCAUCCAGAUGGGCGCAAAUUUACGAGGCCAUACAGAGGUCCUUCAAUACCAGAAACUUGCAUGCUCUACAGGAAAACGUCGUUUCACCAUUUAUGGCAGCCAGGUUUGAGAUAGGGCGGAACCGGGAAAAGCUAAAGACCUUAAAGGAUCUCAAUGCUGGUGGUAUCGGGCUCCUUAUGAAAGAAUGCUUCCCUAAUCCAUCAAAUCGCGAUAGUUGUAACCGGACAGGUCCCAUUUCUAUAAGUAACCAGUUGCGUGGUACGGUCUAUAGGAGUGUGGUCUUGAUGGAGACAUUCUUACAAAAGUUGCCAAGUGACAGUGAUGCCUUUGACUUUGGGGGAAGCAUACUUUCAGCUGCUAACGAGGGGGUUGCACGUCUCCAAACCGAAUCUAACAACAUGUGCGCACCCCCAGCACCCAGACUAGCUCUUAAGCGACUACAGGAUAUUUUGCUUAGACUUCUUCCCGCCCAGAAAACCCUUACAUUUGCAACUCUGAAGAAGCAUGGGCGUCCAGCACGUCUUGUGCGCUACUGGCUUCCACUGUCAGUAAUGCUCUUAACUGCAAGCACCUCAUUAAGCAUUCUGACAAACCACCGCCAUCAGCUUAUUCAGUGGGUUUUCAAUACUGGAGAAACUACAAUUGAAUUCUGGAACAAUUGGGUUCUAGACCCAAUCCAAAGGCUUAUCGGAACCAUAAGGCAUAAUGAAAAAAGUGAAAUUGCUUUGAUGAGCAAGAACAGCCUGGAAGCUGACCGGUCGAGCUUAGAGAGGAUGGUAAUCGACUUCAUCCUUGAUCGCGGCGAAUCAAAGCCUGGACAUUCUGUCCUUGAUAUCAAUUCAAUUGCAAAUAAGGUUAGAGAAGGCGAUCUGACACCGGUACUAAAGGCGUACGAGAAGGAUUUAAGGACUCCUUUUGUCGGUACUGUACGGGGUGACCUUGUACGAGCCCUCUUGAUCCAAAUCCAGAAGACGAAGGUAGAUGUUGAGAUCGCAAUCAGCGGUAUUGAUGCUUUGCUGAAGAGUCAAGAGCUUGUUUUUGGUUUUGUUGGUCUUACACCAGGCAUUCUGGUUUCCUACGCUACGCUUCGAUGGUUUGGGGGCAUUUUCGGCAAUAGAAGGGGCCUAAGAGCAGGUAGGCAGCAAGAUGAGUUGAGGCAUGCACUACGGAAUGCUCAUCGUACUUUGAUAUCCUCUACCUCUACCAUAUCUGGCCUGCUCACAUACAGAGACUAUGGCCUUCUGAUAUGCGAGACUGAAGUCCUCCUCAAUAAAGCAGGAACUGUUCUGAAGGGAGUAGAUCUUCGCGCUUUUCGGGAAGAUAUCAGUGAUCUUAUCAAUCAGAGAGUAGUUGAUCGGCAGCUUGAGAUAUUCGGUAGAAUGGGUUGGGUCUACUCGAAAUGGAUUCAGUGAUGAUAUGAUGCUGGGUAUACAGUACUUUACCGGCUCUUGGUGGGAUUGUGCCUACUCCCGUUAGCCAAACAUCUGAGGUGUCGGCCGCUUCUAUCUCUACUUUAAUGGACUGGUAUAUAUAUAUAUAUAUAUAUAUAUA
This is a messenger RNA of Aspergillus alliaceus, 2261 nucleotides long. Its product is annotated as NCA2 family protein. The transcript is spliced from 5 exons. NCBI's taxonomy places the organism in Eukaryota, Fungi, Ascomycota, Eurotiomycetes, Eurotiales, Aspergillaceae. Gene Ontology annotation, cellular component: mitochondrial outer membrane. The record is from RefSeq and is a predicted model, not a curated record. The coding region runs from base 167 to 2122 and encodes 651 amino acids.